Molecule: messenger RNA, 5473 nt
Organism: Argiope bruennichi
Lineage: Eukaryota; Metazoa; Arthropoda; Arachnida; Araneae; Araneidae
Product: protein qui-1-like
Exons: 24
Coding region: 20-5308 (1762 amino acids)
Molecular function (GO): protein binding
Source: RefSeq, a predicted model, not a curated record
UCCUGAGAAAUCUUGCAUCAUGGCCGAUUCUCAGGACAGCAUUCUGGACUCGGUCCUCCACGGGAACCUGACCAGUGUUCCAGAACCACCUUCCAGAGUGCUCAAGAUGAUGAUCGUUUCUUCUAAGACAGAUUUCGAACUGGAACGUCGUUACUUGCACGAGAAUGUGUGGCCAGAGCUUCAACGUCAUUGCGCCUCCUCAGGUGUGGAUCUAGAGGUACUGGACGUCCAAAUGGGCAACGAUCUGGACUCCACUUAUGAUCCCCACGCCUUCGAACAGCAACUCAGGGAAAUUGAGAACUGCUAUCAGGAAUCUCUUGGAUGCUUUCUUGUCUGUUUAAUCGGCAGCAAGUACAAGCCUUGCCCCUUACCACGAUGCAUUGAGGCCACAGAGUUCGAUCCCAUCUACGAGAAAGCGCAGGAAGCUGGAUUCGAUGUCAGCCUCCUCACACAAUGGUACUCCUUGAACUCCAACAUGGUACCUCCAGCCUAUGUAGUGAGAUCUCUCGAUUCCAAAAACAAUAGGUUUUCACUAAGGCGUCCCUCAGAUGUUCAGCGAAGUGAAUUUGAAGAACAGACCAAUGAAUGGAUUGAAGAAGAAGAACAGGUACUCAAGAUGAUCCAAUAUGGAGCUCGUGUUGCCCACCAGGAGGGAAUAAUCAAUCAGAAUAAGGACACACGGCAACGAAGAUACUUCAUGUCAGGUGUUUACAAUCAGUUAGAUUAUGCUCUUAGUUUGUCAACCACAGCCCAACAGCGAAUAGUGUGCGUCAUACGUCAAAUAGAAGGUCUUGUGAGUAACGAUCCGACAGUAGCACAGUAUGUGGAUGUCUCUUCUCAGGAGAAUUUCACCAUUGACGAAGAAUCAGCUGCAAACCUCCAGAACCUAGUUGAUGAUGUCAUCUUCUCUGUCAACCGAAAAAAUAUUCACUUUUUCAACAUUAAUUGGAAAGAGGGUGGGCUGGAUUCCAACCACUGUGAACAUCGAUUCUACCUAGAGAAAUUCGGUAACGCCAUCUUUACCAAUAUUAAAAUGCUAGUAGACGAGGACAUUGCUGCCACGACACCCGACUGGCAGAAUUUACCACCCAGGAUCAGAAAACCCAUUCAGGAGGUGGUUCGAGAAUCACAAAGCCAUCUUAGCAACAGCCGUCAGCAUCUGCGUGUUCUCGGGGUGUCCCAGUCCCUGGACAGUGACUGCGGAGCCUUGCUGCAAAUACAGAAUUUGAUGCUAGGACAAGACGAUACUUGCAUUAGGCAUUCACCCGUUAUAGUUGUCGGGCAAGAUGGAUCUGGGAAGUCCACCUUACUUUCACAGGUUUUUAUGUAUUGUCCCGAAUGGCUUGGCAGUGAUGUAGUACGAAUCAUUCGCCACGUCGGACGCAGCCCUUGUACAUCUUUCACUCCGGAGCUCCUGCGAAACUUGUGCUUGCACAUCAGCUUGCUAUUCGGAUUUGAAAUUAGUCCCAGACACUACAGUUUCGAGCUAGGAAAGCUAAGCAUCUGGUUUCUGGAUCUUCUAAAACUGGUGGAGGCCAAAGACAAUGACCUUGUCAUCGUACUAGACAAUCUGCACUCCCUGCGAUGUGCACCUAAUAACCAAGCUUCCAUCCUUGGAUGGUUGCCAUGGAACCUUCCCGCCAACGUCCACAUCGUGUGUUCGGUGUCUGAGGAAGAAGAAAAGAUUCUAGGGUUACUCAAAACUAGGAUUUCUACUAGCGAGAACUUUGUCUACAUUCCGCCUUUGACCAGCCAGGCGGCAAUCAGUAUGAUGCAGUCCAAUCUGAAGGAUAAUAAACACGUUUUGACAACUGAACAGUGGCAACAUGUGAAGCAACGUCUAGGCGGCAAAACAAUGUGCCCUCUGUAUGUGAAACUGUUGUCGCAUCUUGCAAGGAGGUGGCCUUCCUUUAAGACUUUGACAGACAAGGAUGUACCACUCACCAUUGAAGAAUUGGUAAAUAUGUUUCUAAUUGAUGUGGAAAACAAGUAUGGAAUAGAGACGAUACGAAAAAUAGCCACCUAUCUAACAUGUACAAGCUUUGGUCUUCGGGAAGCAGAGAUAGUAGAACUUUUAGCGAAUUCUGAAUAUGAGGGGCCACAAAUGGAUAAUGAACUGGAUAACAGAAAAGUCGAGUUUUCAGUAACUCAUUGGUUAGAUAUCAAGAAAGAGUUGGGAGUGUUGAUGAAAAUGUACUACGUAGACAAGCGGCCUUAUCUGUACUGGAGCCACAAGAGUAUCACGAAUGCCAUACGGGCCAGAUACCUACCGAACAGCAGUGACUCGCAACUGUGCCACACAGAUCUGGCCAAUGCCUUCCACUUAGGUUUCCUCAUGGAAAAAGAACAAAAGGGUUCUCCGUUAGACGAGUCCAAGUCCAAAAGGAAGGAGGAUUGGUCAGAUAUGCUGAGGGAGAUCGACGAGCUCUGGUACCAUCUCAUGCUCAGUGGAGAUCAGAAGAAACUGAAACAGGAUGCAGUUUGUAACUUCGAUUUUCUUCUUGCUGCUACUAGAGGCGCAUCCAUCAGUUAUACUAGAAGCAUAUUGGAAAUAGUGCGUUGCCAGAUGCUGGAUUGGGAAGUGGAAUUAUUGUACAGCAUGACCAAACAGUCGGUGGAUGUUCUAAGCCAAGAUCCACAGCAAUUAGCAACAGAAAUCAUAAACUGGCUGAGGCCUUUUCUAAAUGGCACUACUAAAACGAUGGACCAACUUGUGGCGAAUGCCAAAGAAUGGUGCAACAAUAAUAUCAUUCCCCUAUUGGUACCACAAAACAACUGGCUAUCUCUCAGUCUACCUCCCCAAGUCACGAUGAUGACGUGUCCACAUCCUAUCACUCAUCUGGUGUGCACUCCGGACAGCCAGCAUGUCAUGGGGUGUACGCAAGAAAUCAACAUCGAAAUGUACCACCUGCCAUCUAGGACUUUAGUUCGAGUCUUAACUGGUCAUAAGAAUAGAAUCACCUGCCUCCAUAUUACUCCAUCUGGCAGGUGGUUGAUCAGUGGUUCCAAAGAUUCUGAAAUCAUUGUUUGGGAAAUGGAAACUGGUAACAUGUCUCAUAAAUUCAGUCAUCACACAUCGGGUGUGCAAUGUGUGACCACAAUCCACUCGGAAGCCCUCAUCAUCAGUGGUUCUGAUUCCGGUGUCGUGGUUGUGAGUAGGCUGGACAGUGGUCAAGUCAUCCACAAGCUGGAGAAUCACAGAGGUGUCAUCAGCAGUGUUGCUGUAAAUUCAGGAGAUGAUAUUUUCGCUUCAGCGUCCACUGAUCGAUGUGUUUGCAUCUGGAGUCUGGAAGACUUCACCCUUCUAAACACAAUCCAUCUAAGUUCCCCGAUCACCCACAUGGACAUCUCCUGGGAUUCGACCUUCCUGCUACUUGCCUGCACUGACCACUCUGUGCAUGUACGCUCCCUUACUACAGGAUCCGACGUCCACUGUCUCUAUGGACAUCAAGCUGCUGUUACCUCUCUGUGCUUCGCUCGGGACAAUUGUCGAUGCGCUGUAGGUUGCAAGGAUGGCAAGAUAUACCUCUUCGAUAUACACUCAGCCAAACUACUUCAGACACUGUCCGGUCAUUCGGAUCCUGUUACCAGCAUGCAGGCUCAAGAUAAUGAUCGAUUCCUAAUAACAUCCGGAGGCAACAAGAUUGUGGUUUGGAAUUUUUUCUGCAAAAAAGAAAUGUUCGUUCCAAAGUCUCGAAGCCGGAAGGAAGACAAGCAUCAGGAACCAGUCACGUGCGUCGCCGUCUCCAGGGAUGGGUCUUUAGCCGUGUCAGGCUCCCGAGAUCGCAUCGUGAAAGUUUGGCAGCUGAACUCAGGGGAACUACAUGCCAGUUUGAAAGGUCAUUCUGCUUCCAUUACCUGUGUCGCCUUUGCUCCCAAUGGGCUGUUUGCUGUUUCGGGAUCCGAGGAUGCUUCCCUCAAAGUUUGGGGACUCACUUUAGGACUCAUCGUUUCCACAUUUCAGGAGCAUCAGAGUAAAGUGAUGGCAGUGGCAGUGACAUCGGACAGUCGUCGAGUUCUGUCUGUGGACUCCAUGAGUCAGCAUCGAUUGUGGCAAGCCGACACGGGAGUUCAACUGGUUGUCUGUGCCAAACCCUCGACCAACGUUGCGGUGCAUGCUAACAUGGUGUUCGCAGUAGGUGGAAAGAACGAUUGCAGUCUCAAAUUCUGGCCUGUGAUGGACAUGGAAUCCGAGAAAUCUGUGAGCCACAGUGAUGCCAUCACCUGCUACACAGUCACUUAUGAUUGUCAGACCAUCGUGACAGGCUCCAACGACAUGUCCCUCAAGGUGUGGGAAGUGGGAACAGGGAAACUGACGCAAGUUCUAGUGGGUCACGAAAGCCUGGUCACAUGUGCUGCUUGCGCUCCUCUGAGUCCGUCACUGGUAGUCUCUGGUUCUGCAGACUGCAAUCUCAUCGUUUGGGACCUCACCACAGGAAAUGACAAUUUCACUCUUAGAGGACAUACAGAAACUGUCACCAAUGUCAAACUCACGCUAGAUGGGACUCUAGCAAUAUCUGCUUCGGAUGAUAAUACACUCGGCAUAUGGAGCACAAGCACUGGUCUUCGUGUUGGGCUAUUGGGGAUCCAUCAGACAAUCCUAAACAUUGCAGGAGCUCUAAACCUCUCCCAGGUGGUUCUACAGCUAGCCAAUCAGAAUGUAGUUCCUCUACUUAAACUUCAUAACAACCCUACAAAAGGAAUGAUGCUUGAUCUACCUCCAGGUACUCCUGUCACUGAGGAAGCCAAGACCCCAGGUCAUUCUUGGAGAGGCGUUGUUCCUCAAAGAGUAUUACUACGUGGGAAUCUGAAAAGAGAGCAAUCCUUCGAUUCUUUCUACUGGGACCUGCGCUCAGCCUCCCCAAAGCACGAUCUGGGUAUGAGCCUCGAAGAUUUCAGGCGAGUGCCUUCCCCAUUUGGAUCCAGAGAGCACCUUCACUUGGCAGGCACAGUCUGGGAUGGACGACUGGGUGGUCGAGGGUUCGCUCAUCCUUCCGAUCUUCAGCCGAAAACCAAAUUACCCAAACACAAAAUGCUAAAGAAGCAGCAAAGCAUGUUUGCCUGCUUCCCAGAAUUCAUGACACAGCAAGCCUCACCCCAACAGCUGCUGUCCCCGCAAGGACUAGUCAAAGAGUUAGAUCAACCGAGAAAAGUGGCCGAUUUUGGAAGACUCACUCCCAAACUCACGGCUCAAAAGUCUCUCAGUCGAGCUGCUAGCUUAGAAGAGACCGGUGCCAACUCCAAUGGCAAUCCGGAUGGUGCCAAUAUAGCCACAGUCAAGCAGUCAGCUGUCUGCACUAUAUCCUAAGGUCGUAUUAUGUAUAUAUAUAUCCAUUGUACUCUAUUCUAAAUGAACUGGGUGUUCCAAACCUCUGUACCGAGCACGUUGUGAUCAGCACCAAAUGAAGUUGGAAACAAAUAUUUCAUUCAAGGCUAUUGCCUAUAAAUACUAACUGGAUUGCUGACUGAAAUG